AGCAACGCAAGCUGAGUAUCGAUAUUUAGAAGAUAGAUUUUGCAACGGUUUGGCUCAAGUACUAGGUGGUACGAGUCAGCAGUAAUGCGUUCUGGCGCACUUGUUGUCCUUGGAUGCGCGUUGCUUGUUUCCAGCGCGUCGCCCCCAGUCAGUGUAUCUUUGCGUUCAUCUUUCAGUGCCGCAGAUCCAUUACUUGAGGCAUUAGAAACCCUGGCCCUUGCCUCUCCCGGUCACCUAUUUUCCCUCCUUAAUCAUUUUCCGCUCCCGCUGAAACCCACAACCCCAGAAGAAUCGCAUAAGGCCGUCUUAGAUCUCGCUAAAAUUUACCUUCUGCCUCCGGAGACGGCUGCUGUGAAUGUUGGGCUAGCUUUACACGUUGCAAGUCCAAAGCUUGCUGCACAGCACAUACAUGAAAGUGGAAGAGCAGGAUGCGAAGAUUGGGUAGAUUGGUAUGGAAAUAUUGCAUGCAAUGCAGAAGAACUCGAGCGUCUCGUCGAGAUUUCUGCUGCCGCCUCGGAUUCCGAGUCCCAACCAAAAAUAAAGCACCUCCAAACAGAUCAUACUCCACCUCUUCAGCCCUCACUCGAUGCCCCCAGAUGGACAGCAAUACACUACGCCGAUCCUAUGUCACCUGAAUUCAAAUCACUACACGGCGCACUACUCUCUUUCAAUCCUGACGUGGAGUACGUGCUACGAUGGGCUCGGCCUAUUAUUGCAACAGAUGAACCAUAUUUAUCCGGGUACGGCGUUGCACUGGACUUGAAGAAGAUGGAUUAUCUCGCUGUGGACGACCGGAAGCGUGCUUCUACCUCCCAGGACGGUUUCCAUGACAAGGAGGGUCAAGAAGGAAUCGAAGAAGACGUACUGAGCUGUAUAUUUGAGUCCAUGCCUUACAUUGAUAGCGAAAUGGAGGAGAAAGUUGCCGGAAACAAUCCUUUGAGUAAAGAGGAAAUUCAAGACCUCGGCGUCAAAGCAGCGUCUUUCCUGGCUCUCAUUUCUAACCCCACGUCCCUCCCGCCAAUCGUCUCUUCAUGCUUAUCGGACAAAUCGCUCACCCCGCUGAAUGUGUUGUAUGCCCUGUCUACAAAUUUUCCGCACUAUGCAGCUCCACUUGCGCGCAAAGUUAGUGUGCCGGACACAAUACGAGACGAAGUGCAAGACAACUGGGGAAAGGCAAUGAUGGGUGUGAACAUGGUAUGGGUUAAUGGAAGGGUGCUAGAGGGUGAAGUUGGGAUAUUUGGGCUUCUACGCAACUUUGCGCGAGAACGCGCUCUUAUUCGCUCCCUCGUCGAACUUGGUAUGUCGCGGGCGCAGGCCAUAGAGUUUGUCAUGCACCCGGUGCAUUCGGGUGCGUUCGACUCACCUCCGUCGAAAUUGAAAGUCAAGAGAGGCACGACGUUGGGCUCAGCCAAGCGCUUUGUCCAAGAGGUUCUGGGCACGGACACCGAGAACGAUGCUGAAGCAGAAAUUUCUAUUGAAGCACAGAAGACAUAUGAUAUCCCUCCGAAGUGGGAUGACCUCCUCGACGGCUUGGUUGACUCUUCGGAUAGGCUUGAGGGGGGUGGCGUUAUAGUAUGGUGGAAUGAUAUCGAGGACGACACGAAAUAUGCUGGCUGGGGGACAGACUUGACACAGCUCCUUCACUUGCGUCCCACUCAACUUUUUAGCCCUCACUUGCGUUUGCGGGCCAACAUCAUUAAUGUUGUCCUCGCUCUUGACUUUUCGCAGCCGCGUUUCUUUCCCCUCAUUGCAAGUCAAGUGGAUGGCAUCGUCGCCCGCGGGUUUCCUGUCAGGUGGGGAAUCGUUCCAGUUUUUGCCAACGACGGGGAUGGCCUUAAAAUGGCGAGAAUUAUUUAUUACGUUGCACAGAAAUUCAGUCGUCCAGAAGUAGCUUCAUUUUUCCGCUCUUUAUCCACUGCGCAUACGCAGCAGGAGUUCCCUGCUCUGUCCUGGAGUGCUGUCCAUGCAGCAUUCAACGCUCUUGGAGCAUCAGAUAAUUUUGCGGACAUUGGCAGCGGGAAGUUUCCCAGCGUUGAAGAAGCUGUUGAGAGCGCAAGGGGGUGGAUGAAGAGGCUUGGUGUGAGCGGCAAGGAUGGGGAAGGGUUUGUGAACGGAAGGUGGCAUGAAGUGGGGGAUAAUUUCUUACGAGACUUGCAGAACGAGGCGGUUGGGCAGUUGCAGUUACUACAGGAACUAGUCUACCUGGGAGAGCUGACCAGUGCCUCCGUACCGCUCAUAUCAACGUUCUUUUACGAUUUCCCUACAACAUUCUCGAGCCGGAAUCCGUACAUCUUCAGCAAGGCACCAUCUUCAGUGCAUGCUCAUUCGUCAAGUGCUGGGAACCUAAAAAUGUUUGAUCUUGGCGAUGUGAGAAAGCGUACGGGAUGGAACCCGCUCACAUGCGCAUGGGUGACAUCGGAUGCCGAGAGGACACCAAUGAGCAUGGCUGUCAUUGCCGAUUUGGAUUCGGCUGAGGGACAAGCACUGGUCCGGGAGGCUGUGGCAUUCGUUUCUAGAAAGGAGGCACAAUCACGCGUCACAUUCCUGCAUAACCCCGCUAUUGGCUCAGCUGGCGGUAAAGUGUCAUCCUUCUUUGCGAGUGUUGGGUCGACAAGCGACCUUGGGGAGCUCUCUCCCGAUGUGUUACGACGAGCGCUUGAUGAUUUAGAAACGCAAGACUCUGCACAACUGUUUAUUGCCGAAGGAGUACGGUUGCAAUUGGAUUCGCAAGCACACACAGCGUUUCUGACCACGAGUCGUCUUCUCGCGCGCGAGGCGGGUCUCCAGCCUGGAGAACAAGCCAUCCUUGUCAAUGGCCGACUCAUCGGUCCUAUCGGUCCUGCUUCGGAGUUCGUGUCGGAAGACUUUGCGACGCUGGAGACGUAUGAAAUGAAGAAGCGAGUCAGGCGUGUGGUGCAAGCUAUUGAGGAUGUUCUUACUGACGGUACAGAGCUUGAUACAGUCGCAUAUGCAAAUAUCAUAUCGAUGGCAUCAUCGAUAAUCUAUGCAGAUCAGCAGCCAGAUCCGAGUGAGGCUGGAUUAUUCGACAGCGCGCCGAGACCUAGAACCAGGAAUUACAGACUCUUAUCCGGCAACUACACGAAAUUUGAAUUUGGUGAUCGAGAGAACGCACUGACGCACCUUGUACUGCUCCUUGAUCCCUUGAGUGAAGGAGCACAGAAGUGGAUCGCAAUCUUGGAGAAACACGAGGAACUCUUCCCGGAGGUGUACUUUGAACUGCGCCUCAAUCCAGCCCUACAUUCCGAAAUCCCGCUCAAACGAUUUUACCGAUAUAGCGUCGAGCCUCACGUACAAUAUGAUAACAAAGGCAACGAGAUUCCGGUGCAAGUAACCUUCAAUAGGCUGUCCGUAGACCCGAUAUAUACCCUUAGCAUGGACGUUCCCCCCUCGUGGCUCGUUCGCCCACGAGAGGCGCUCUAUGACCUCGACAACAUCCAGCCAAGCACACUCCCACCUGACGGUCUUCAUGCUCUUUUCUCGCUUGACUACCUUGUCGUUGAAGGGCAUGCACGGGAAACACAGUCCAAUAGCCCCCCUCGAGGCGUACAGCUCCAACUUACCACUUCAUCAUCUACUGCCAAUCAUACUCCGUCCGUAGUCGACGACACUCAGGUGGUUGCGAAUCUUGGGUACUUGCAGUUCAAAGCGCGUCCAGGAACGUUCAAGCUUGGUAUUCGCGAGGGAGGUGGCCGUGAGGUGUAUGAAAUGGCCAGCGUGGGCAGUGAGGGGUGGAAUAGUCCCUCCGUGGAAGAUUCUGGAGAGGAGUUGACUGUGAUGAGUUUUGAAGGACUGACGCUGUACCCCAGACUCUCGCGGAAGCCGGGUAUGGAGAAGGUGGAUGUGCUGGGGGGACUACCGCAACGCUCAGGCCAUUCCCAAAUGAUAGGCGGUAUUUUGUCAAAGGUUUCAUCUUUUUUCACAUCAAAAAGUAAGAGCACGACUGAAGUCGUGGAGACGGCGGCCAAGCAAGCGGACAUCAACAUCUUCACCGUUGCUUCUGGACUGCUCUAUGAGCGUUUCGCUUCCAUCAUGAUUCUUAGUGUCCUGCGAAACACCAAAAGUACUGUGAAAUUCUGGUUCAUUGAGAAUUUCCUAUCGCCUUCUUUCUUGGAAUUCAUACCACACAUGGCCGAAGAAUACGGCUUCCAGUAUGAGCUUGUGACUUAUAAAUGGCCCUCUUGGCUCCGCGCCCAGAAGGAAAAGCAGCGCAUUAUUUGGGCAUACAAGAUUCUUUUCCUCGAUGUUCUGUUUCCCAUGGACCUCGAUAAAGUCAUCUUUGUCGACGCGGACCAAAUUGUCCGCGCGGAUUUGCAAGAACUGGUUGACCUCGACUUGCACGGUGCACCAUAUGGUUAUACGCCUAUGGGCAAUGACAACUAUGAGAUGGAAGGUUUCCGGUUUUGGAAAACUGGGUAUUGGAAAGACUUCUUGGGUGGUCUUCCAUAUCACAUCAGUGCCUUGUAUGUCGUAGAUCUUGUCCGUUUCCGCCAGAUGGCCGCGGGUGACAUCCUCCGUGGACAAUACCAGAUGCUUUCGGCUGAUCCAAAUUCGCUUGCUAACUUGGACCAAGAUCUGCCGAAUAAUAUCCAAAGAGACGUCCCAAUAUUCUCUCUUCAUGAAGACUGGCUUUGGUGUGAAACCUGGUGCAGCGCAGAUCGUCUCCAUCGUGCCAAAACCAUCGACUUGUGCCAGAACCCCCUUACGAAAGAACCAAAAUUAUCUCGUGCAAGACGUAUCCCUGAAUGGGAGGAAUACGACAACGAGAUUGCGCAGUUCGCGGGCAGGUUGGCUGCAGAAGGAAAGAUUCAUUCGAGUGUUGCUACCGCUCGGUCGGAUGUUAUUGCGAAUGUUGGAUCGGCGAAGCCAGCGAACGACGAUGACGUUGGGGGUGCUUCGGAUGGUGAGGACCUUCAGCAUCCGCAUGAUGAAUUGUAGAUAUGUAGACAUCAUAGACGAUUUUGUUAAUGGAUCUUUGCUGUGUUGCUUGAGAUGUUGAUCAUUGCCAAGCUGUCGACUCGUGGGUUUAUUGUCGUUAGUCCUCAUGCUCGGAUAUGUCUUGACCCGGCCAGGAUCCAGAACCAAUGCAGUGAUUGUGAGGCUUCAUAGUGGGUAACUUAUAUCACAACAUUGGUUCUGGAAUCUCUCGCGUAAUUGAUCCUCAUCGACCCGCAUUGCAGGACAAACGACAUACUCGAGAGGAGUCUUAGAACAAAACAUGUUUCUCCCCCCGGCCAUUGACAAGUCCGCGCGCAGCCUCGUAACGUCACAACGUCACCUGUCGUAUUCACGCCUCACCCUGAACUUUGUC
Messenger RNA from Suillus paluster, 5329 nucleotides. RefSeq names its product glycosyltransferase family 24 protein. Bases 85 to 4956 code for a protein of 1623 amino acids. Gene Ontology annotation, cellular component: endoplasmic reticulum. Gene Ontology annotation, molecular function: UDP-glucose:glycoprotein glucosyltransferase activity. NCBI's taxonomy places the organism in Eukaryota, Fungi, Basidiomycota, Agaricomycetes, Boletales, Suillaceae. The record is from RefSeq and is a predicted model, not a curated record. The transcript is spliced from 27 exons.